Molecule: messenger RNA, 2277 nt
Organism: Schistocerca nitens (vagrant locust)
Lineage: Eukaryota; Metazoa; Arthropoda; Insecta; Orthoptera; Acrididae
Gene: Uba2
Product: SUMO-activating enzyme subunit 2
Exons: 12
Coding region: 20-1870 (616 amino acids)
Biological process (GO): protein sumoylation
Cellular component (GO): cytoplasm; SUMO activating enzyme complex
Molecular function (GO): SUMO activating enzyme activity
Source: RefSeq, a predicted model, not a curated record
UUGUACCAAACGUGCGGUCAUGGCGGCAUUUACUAGCGGUGUGUUUGAUGUAGAGUUAAGUUCUGCAUUAAAAACAGCGAAGGUUUUAGUUGUUGGGGCUGGUGGAAUAGGCUCAGAAAUCCUCAAAAACAUUGUUCUUACAGGAUUCAAGGAUAUCGAAAUCGUUGAUUUAGAUACCAUUGAUGUUAGCAACCUCAACCGACAAUUUCUGUUCCACAAACGCCAUGUUGGAGAAUCUAAAGCUAAGGUGGCUCGUGAAAGUGCACUCAGAUUUAAUCCAGAUGUCAAUAUUAAGGCUCACCAUGCCAACAUAACAAGCUCUGAAUAUGGAAUACAGUUCUUCAAAAAAUUCAGUUUAGUGAUGAAUGCCCUGGACAACCGUGCAGCUCGCAAUCACGUCAACCGUAUGUGUCUUGCAGCAGAUGUACCACUUAUUGAAAGUGGUACAGCUGGGUACGAUGGUCAGGUUGAACUUAUACUGAAAAACCGCACUCAGUGUUAUGAAUGUCUCCCAAAAGCUGCUCAAAAGACAUAUCCUGGGUGCACAAUUCGCAACACACCAUCAGAACCAAUCCAUUGCAUUGUUUGGGCCAAACAUCUUUUCAAUCAGUUGUUUGGAGAAGAUGAUCCCGAUGAAGAUGUAUCGCCGGACACAGAAGAUCCUGAAGCUGCAGGUGAAGCUGGAGAAGGUGCUCUGAAUGCUACCAAGACAGAUGGUGCAAAUAUAGACCGUGUUUCAACACGAUCUUGGGCUGUUUCCUGUAAUUAUGAUCCUAAGAAACUGAUGAAUAAGCUUUUCUGUGAAGAUAUUCGUUACCUUCUUAGUAUGAAGCAUCUAUGGGAAAAGAGAACACCACCAACUCCUAUAACAUCAGAAUCGGACCUUGAUGAAGGUAGUAGUUCCAGUCUCUCAGCUGAUGGUGACAGAUCAAAAGAUUUGUGGAGCUUAAAGGAAUGUGUCAGUGUGUUUACUAAUUCCUGUAUGAAUCUGAACAAUAAAUUAAAGUCUUUGGGUGAGGGUAGUCAGUUAAUAUGGGAUAAAGAUGACAAAGAUGCUAUGGACUUCGUUGCUGCAUGUGCUAAUAUCAGAGCACAUAUAUUCAAAAUUCCUCGGAAAUCUCGAUUUGAGAUAAAGUCAAUGGCGGGCAAUAUUAUUCCUGCGAUCGCAACAACAAAUGCUAUUAUUGCUGGUAUUGUGGUCCUUCAUGCAAUAAAUAUUCUUCAAAAACAGGUGGAACGCUGUCAGUCUGUAUACCUUCGUUUGAAGCCCAAUCAUCGCAAUCAAUUGAUUGUACCAGAAAAGCAUAUGAUUCCACCAAAUCCAAAGUGUUAUGUCUGUUCGCCAAAACCAGAGGUCACUGUAUUUCUAAAUGUGAACAAAGUUACUGUGAAAGAAUUGGAAGAACAUAUCCUUAAAAAGAGACUGAAUAUGGUUGCCCCAGAUGUCAUGUUGGAUUUGAAGGGUACUGUCAUAAUAUCGAGUGAGGAUGGAGAGACAGCUGAAAACAACAACAAAACACUGAGUGAAAUUGGAAUUACUGAUGGAACAGUGCUGAAAGCUGAUGAUUUCCUUCAGAAUUACGAGCUUUCUAUUACCAUUAUGCAUAAAGUACCAGGCAGGGAUGACCCAGAGUUUGAGGUUGUUGCUGACAAAGACACUCUUAAGCCAAAGGAAGAAGACCGAACGAGUGUUAAUGGCACCACGGACAAUGAUGAUGACGACAUUGAAGUUGUUGAUGCUGAUGGUGUUAAUGAGAUAGCAAAAACUGACCGAGAAGGAAAGAAACGGAAGUCAACCAGUGAUGAAGAAAACAGUAUUUCAAAGAAACCUAAACUUCAAGACAGUGAUAUUGAAAUUGUUGAGGUCUGAUAAUGGGACACCUGAAUUGUGAUAUAUCUUAUACUACCACCAGUUGUCAAUUGUUGGCAAACUACAUUAUUACUAUUAAGACUCAGGUACUGUUUUAACCUUGAAUGUAAGGAUAUUCCUGAAUUGAUGUGUGAGUGAUAAGGAUUUCAGUGUCAUAAUGCUGAAUACGUGUCUUUUAGUAUUACUUGUGAAACAUUGUAUGCAACAGUACAUGACGAUGAUUAUUACAUAAGUAGAAACAAAUGAAAAAUUUCAUUAACACAGUAGUACCAAUCCUGUUUGAAUCUCCUAACACAAUCUAUUGAUAACUGAAUUAUGGAAAAAAAUGUGUAUAAGGUACUGUGUACUUUCCAGUUUAUACAGAAUGAAUUUGUGCAGUAUUGAAUAUAUGAGAACUUCCUUUUUUU